AUGGAGCUCGAAGAGGAACGCCUCACCAUCCCCAUCAAUCCCAACAAUUUCCCAGCGAAAUUGUGGCGUUUGGUGAAUAACCCCAAAAAUCGAUCGAUACGUUGGGAUCCCUGUGGUGAGGGGUUGAUAAUCGACCAGCAGCUAUUUGAAUCAGAGCUGCUGUCACCCCAGAAACAAACGUUUGACACCACUGACCUUUUCAAAACAACCAACUUUACAAGCUUCAACCGCCAGCUGAAUCUUUAUGGGUUCAGGAAGGUGGUCCAUGGCCCCGGGGCCUCGGAGAAGAAUGAUGUCUCAUCUCCGAUGGAUGGGGUAAAACACCACUUCCACAACCCGAACUUCAAACAAGAUCAUCCCGAACUGCUGGUGAAUCUUAAGAGGCUGACAAGCAAAAACAAGGCGAAGAUGGAAGCUGGCCUAGAAGUGAACUGCCGGCCCCCAGCAAAUCGUUUCCACCGACUCAUGGCAAAUGGUGAUGGUGGUGAGGAGAGAGUUAAAUUAGAUAAAAGAGGUUCCAUGUUUGUUGGUCAGGUAAAACGACCAUCUCCUUACCAACAGUACCACCAAAGCAGAACCCAGCCCAUGAAGGACUAUGAUCGGACCCCUAUCCCACCCCGCGGCUGGAUCAUGGGUCAUGGGGAUGCCCCCUCCCCCACCACCUUCUACACAGACAAGGGAAUCCCCAUAUCUGUCAUCCACCGGUUCCCUUCAGACACUUCCUGCACUGUGCAGUCCAGUCCGACUACUGUGCACAUCCAGCAGGGUUCACAAAGCCUGGCAAACAACUUGAUCCCACACCAUGCUCAGUACCGACCUGGAUUCUAUUCCCCUGCAUCAGUGUGCCAAUGCUGCCCCCCAGGCUCAAUGAACUCAGACUGUCAUAGUGCCCACCAGACAACUCCCUCAUACUCCCAUUACAGCUAUUACCAGCCAAACUGUCCUGUGGGCUUUCUGUAUCCUGGCAAUCAAAACCAGGACUGGCAGAGCAGUGAAACCCAGGAGACCAAGAAGAGCGAUGUCAACCUGGACACAGUCUUCCAGCUAGUGGACGAGUUGCACCACAAUUCCCCCAAAAUACGCAUGGUCAAAGUGGAGACCCCAGAGCGCCAGCAGCCAGUCCUGUCCACCUCUACAUCAUCAGGGCCCCAGCCCAUCACCACCAUACACAGCUCCCCUCACACAGUCACUGUCUCCUCCCAGCUUGACUCCUCUUUUAACUCCAGCCCAGUGACUUCACGCGGGCCCAUCAUUAUAGCAGUCCCGGGGAACGUUCCUCCUCAGGGAAUAGCCAUCACUGUCGGUGGUCCCAAGGCUGAGCAAGCAGUGAAGAGGGAGGACAAACCUGUGUCUGUGGAUGCCUAUCAGAAGUGCCCUGAGGAAGCAUCAGAGUACAUCACCAAGGUGAAGGAGAUCCAGGUGUUGGACUCAGACGUCUGCAGUGUUCUACAUGAUGUUACUGUCUGCAGCCUCAGCCUGGAGAACAAGCACCAGACAGCAAACUAAAU
This is a messenger RNA of Oncorhynchus nerka (sockeye salmon), 1508 nucleotides long. RefSeq names its product heat shock transcription factor family member 5 (gene hsf5). Gene Ontology annotation, molecular function: DNA-binding transcription factor activity; sequence-specific DNA binding. Lineage: Eukaryota; Metazoa; Chordata; Actinopteri; Salmoniformes; Salmonidae. Gene Ontology annotation, biological process: regulation of DNA-templated transcription. The transcript is spliced from 5 exons. The record is from RefSeq and is a predicted model, not a curated record. Bases 1 to 1506 code for a protein of 501 amino acids.